Messenger RNA from Haemonchus placei, 516 nucleotides. Lineage: Eukaryota; Metazoa; Nematoda; Chromadorea; Rhabditida; Trichostrongylidae. The record is from the annotation of a GenBank genome assembly.
AUGAACAGAUCACUAUUCGUUAUUUCUGCUGCUUUAAUUUGUAUAGCUUCGAGUCAAUGGGGUGGAGGUCCAGGGGAAGGAUUCGGUGGCGGGCAGGGCGGCUUCGGCGGCCCGCAAAGCAAUUUCGGCGGCCCUCAAAGCAAUUUCGGCGGUCCAGAAUUCGGAAGACCUGAAGGAGGUUUUGGGGGCCAAAACGGUGCUCCUCCUAGUUCUGGUCCGGCUACAUUAGAAGGACCACGCCCCAGUGGUUUCCUGAAUAUAGGAGGUGAUCAGGGCGGUUUUAAUCGUCCAGGUGAAAUGGGCGGUCAACCAUUCGGCAUGGGUGGCAACCAAGGUUUUGGUGGUCAACAGGGCAUGGGUCCAGGCGGGUUCGGUGGCGAAGGCGGCAGGUUCGGUGGUCCAGGCGCUCAGUUCGGUGGUCCAGGUGGUGAGUUCGGCGCUCAAACUCCUACGCCAGUCAGAAGAAAAAAAGCUUCUGGGUCCGGCCACAGUUUGCUCCAGCGUGUGCUUCGUUGA